Molecule: messenger RNA, 2831 nt
Organism: Myotis lucifugus (little brown bat)
Lineage: Eukaryota; Metazoa; Chordata; Mammalia; Chiroptera; Vespertilionidae
Gene: TNFSF13B
Product: TNF superfamily member 13b
Exons: 6
Coding region: 451-1335 (294 amino acids)
Biological process (GO): immune response
Cellular component (GO): membrane
Molecular function (GO): receptor ligand activity; tumor necrosis factor receptor binding
Source: RefSeq, a predicted model, not a curated record
CUUGCGUCUUCUUUUCCCCCUUCCCUGCAAAGCUACAUGGCCCCAGCAGACCCAGUUCUCUCAUCAUGCCAAAGGGGGAGCUCCUUAAACACUCAUGUCGCUUACAAGUUCUCUCAAACUCUAAGUUCCAUCGAAUCAAUAGAUUUAAGGGACUCGUUUGUGUCUGAAUGUUUGGAGAUGUCAUUACAAUUCUUACAAAAACUGAAAGUGAAAUGAGGAAGACCGAUUGAGCAAUCGGCUGGAAGUGCGAAUGCCAGGAAGACCUAUUGCACGUAGGGGCAGAGAUGCAGCCCUGUGGGAAGAAAAUUCAGGAGAAUUCUCCUGAGGGCAAGCGCCAAGCUGGCCGCUGUAGUCAAUGUAGGACAUCAACAAACACAGAUAACAGGAAAUGACCCAUUCCCCGUGGUCACUUAUUCUGAAGACCCAAACCUUCAAAGUCCAAGGAGUGAAAUGAAUGACUGCACAGAAGGGAAGCCGGCACGCCUCUCUCCUGGUCUGAAGAGAAGAGAAGAAAUGAAACUGAAGGAGUAUGUCUCCAUCCUCCCCCAGAAGGAAAGCCCCUCUGCCCGGUUCUCCAGAGAUGGCUCGCUGCUGGCCUUGACCUGGCUGCUGGCCCUGGUGUCCUGCUGCCUCACGGUGGUGUCCUUCUGCAGAGUGGCUGCCCUGCAAGCGGAGCUGAAGAGCCUCCGGGAGGAACUGCUGGAGCACCAAGCUGAGCAGCUGCCAGGCCCUCCCCGGGCGGGAGCAGCAGCUCCCAGGGCAGCUGUGCAGGAAGCUCCAGCUGCCAUCUCGGCACUGAAAGGGAUCUUUGCACCACCAGCUGCACAAGAAAGUAACUUCAGUCGGAGCAUCAGGAAGAAGCGUGCCAUUCAGGGUCCAGAAGAAUCAGUCAUUCAAGACUGCUUGCAACUGAUUGCAGACAGUGACAUGCCUACUAUACGAAAAGGUAAUAAAAUAAUUUACACGUUUGUUCCCCUGGCUUUCUCAGCUUUAAAAGAGGAAGAGCCCCUAGAAGAAAGAGAAAAUAAAAUAUUAGUUAAAGAAACCGGUUACUUUUUUAUAUAUGGUCAGGUUUUAUACACCGAUAGCACGUUUGCCAUGGGACAUCUAAUACAGAGGAAAAAAGUCCAUGUCUUUGGGGAUGAAUUGAGUUUGGUGACUUUGUUCAGAUGUAUUCAAAACAUGCCUGAAACACUACCCAAUAAUUCCUGUUAUUCAGCUGGCAUUGCAAAGCUGGAAGAAGGAGAUGAACUUCUACUUGCAAUACCACGUGGAGAUGCUAAAAUUUCACAGGAUGGAGAUGGCACUUUUUUUGGUGCAUUGAAACUUCUGUGACCUAUUUACACCUUGUUUGUGGCCAAUUUCCUCCCUUUCUAUGUAUCUCUAAGGAGAAAGCACUUAACUGGAAAUACCAAAAGGGAAAAAAAAAAGUAGUUACCAUAGCCUUUUCUGUGAGCUAUUUGUUUUGGUUUGCUGAAACUAGACCGGACAGGAAAUUUAACAGACAACCACAGCCAAAGGGUGUCAUGUGAAUUACAAGAAGUAGAGCUCAUUUAAGGAAAGAUAGAAUUAGGAAGACUUUUUCACCAUAAUGCCAUGUCAAACAAUUUAGUCAUAGCUUCUUGUCUUAGAGGAAGCUCAGGGUUCGAAAGGGCCGUAAUGAUUUGCUCAAAAACGGUAUUCCAUUUUUCACUACGAAACAAGUGCCCAUUUCCAUAGGACAGUAAGACUUUAGGGGGAAACCUCAGAAUUCAUCCUCUAUGUUUAUGUAAAAUACACCCCUCUCCUUUUCAGUUAACAUUGGAGAAAGUAAAAAGAAAAAAUAUAUAGAAAUUUUGCAUUUCCUACAUGUGAAAGUAAUUAAAGCCUAAAUUUAAACAUCAUAUUAAACAAUUGAAGAUAUAGUACUAUGUAAGUCUUUUUUGGUUUAUUUCAAGUUUGCAGUUUUUCUCUCUGAUGCUAUAUAUUACCCAAUGGAACACUCCCCAACAGGUUUCAUAGGAGGAGAAUAACUCUCACAUGUGUCUGCACGUAUGUGUGUUGUUUGUAGCUAAUAUUCAGAAACUUAAUGUAGGGUAAUUUUAAUUCAUGCAUAUAACCAUUAAUUGAAAAAAUAACUAUAAUUGUUCUUAUAUAAAAACAAAAUCUUCACUAGAAAUUAAUGAAUACAUUUGUAAUAAUGUAAUAUAAAUUUUCUUUAUUUCCUUUUCUGUUUUAAACUACUGUUCACAUGUCCCAACCUUCAAAAGCAGUCAUGUUAUUAGCUUUACUGAAGGUGGGGUUUCAUUCAAUUUCUUGGCAUCCUGAAGUAUGCUAUAUGCUAUAUGCUGUUUAUAAAGUUACCAUAUGCCGGAAGAUAUCACCUAAUUUUCAUUUCAUAAAGAACCACAUUUGAGAUUGCUAUAAUACUGACAUUUAUUACAUCUAUUUCCCCUUUGUUUUGCUUGCUGUUGUUUUUUAAAUGUCAAAUGUCAUCAAUUUAAAGAGCUUUCACUUCAUUAAACAGUUUCUUUCAUUAGUUUAAUCAGUAGCUGGAAGAAUAGACCCUGGUCAGCACUAAAUUUCCCCCAGUCUGUAUGAAAACAAUGUUAAAGGUAUAAUUUUCAAAACAAAAGCAAUGAUUUGUAUUUUUGUAUAUAAACUUAAACUUUGUUUAAAUAUAAUUUUGACUUUUUUGUUAAAACAAAAUCUAUUUUGCAAUUAUUUUGUUUUACAAUAUAAUCAUUAAAAGGAAGGGAUAGGUAGGGUAGGAGUUUUGAUACCAGGAGGUGGUUAGGAAUUUUCUUAGUGUUGCUGCUAACUUGGAUUGCCAAAUAAAAACGCUCCGAGUC